Molecule: messenger RNA, 5138 nt
Organism: Camellia sinensis
Lineage: Eukaryota; Viridiplantae; Streptophyta; Magnoliopsida; Ericales; Theaceae
Source: RefSeq, a predicted model, not a curated record
AUGAGUGCCCUGCAAGGGGUAUUUUCAAUUGUAGGGGCAAUUACAGGGAGAAUAGUUGAGCCAGUGAUCCAAUUAGUGGUGCUCCACGUUGGUUUUGUUUUUCAGUACAAGAAGAAGCAGGAGAAACUAGAAGUUGAAAUUAAAAACCUUGAAGAGAAGAGAAAACAAAUCAAAGAAAAAGUUGAUGAAGCCAUUACUCGUGGUGAAGAAGUUGAUGAACCUGUUUCAAACUGGCUAGCGGAGGUGGAAGAAAGAGUUCCGAAAUUUAAGGAUGAAAAUACUGUUAACGAAAACAUGCAGUGCUCUGUAUUCUUAUGUCCGGACUACAUCUCGCGUUACAGAAUGAGCAAGGAAGCCGAAAACAAGAUCGAAGAAGUAAAAAAGUUCACUCAGAGUGGCAAUUUUAGCACAGUUGCACAUCCUAAGCCAUUUGCUCAAGAACUUCAAUUCACAUCGUCGAGCACAAACUAUGUGAAUUUUGAGUCGCGAGAAUUGGUUUUCAAUAACAUCAUGGCGGCAUUACAAAAUUCCAAUGUUAAAAUGAUUGGAGUAUAUGGAACAGGAGGGGUUGGAAAGACGACGAUGAAUAGACUUUUUGAUGAAGUCGUUGUGGCAGUUGUCUCUCAGGACGCAAAUGUGAGCAAUAUUCAAGGGCAACUCGCUGUUCGCUUGAAUUUGGAACUACAAGGGGAAACUCAUGAAGUGGGAAAAGCAAGCAAAUUGUGGAAUAGAUUGAACAAUGGGAAGAAAAAUCUCAUUAUAUUGGAUGAUAUGUGGCAAAACUUGGACUUGAAGAGAAUAGGGAUUCCUAUCAUUGAUGGAAACAAUUGCUGCAAAGUUGUGAUGACGUCUCGAAUCCGAGGUGUGUUGGAAGAGAUGCAUGUUGAUAGAUAUGUUCCAAUGCAAGUAUUAUCAAAGAAAGAAGCAUGGGCCCUAUUCAAGACGAAGGUGGGAAAUUCUGUUGAUUCUCCUGAACUCCAUGAUAUAGCUGAUGCAGUCUGUAAAGAGUGUGGAGGCUUGCCGGUCGCUAUACUUGCAGUUGGAGCCGCAUUGAAAUAUAAGAAAAAAUAUGUCUGGGAAGAUGUACUUGAUCAAUUCAAAGAUUCCAUGCUAAAGAAUAUUGCGGGAAUCGACGCAAAGGUGUAUGCUUCCUUAAAGUUAAGCUAUGAUCGUUUAGAAUCUAGUGAUGCAAAAUCAUGCUUCUUGCUAUGCUGUUUCUUUCCUGAAGAUGCUAAUAUUUCAAUUGAAGUGUUGGCGAGACACUGUAUAGCGAGAAGUUUGCUUGGACAAAACACAAAUACACUAAGAAGAGCAAGCCGUCGAGUACUUACAGUGGUCGAUAUCCUCAAAGAUGCUUGUUUGUUAUUAAAAGGCAAAGAUGAAAACUUUGUCAAAAUGCAUGAUGUCAUUCGAGAUGUUGCUCUUUCAAUUGCAAAAGAUGAUGGCAAGGAAAUUCUAGUAAAACAUGGUGACAAAAAGUGGCUCGAGAAAGAUACAUGCGAAUCUUCCUCAGCAAUGUCAUUAAGGUUUGACAACACUCUUGAGCUUCUGGAUGAUUUGGUAUGUCCACAACUCCACACCUUGACCAUACUAUGGGAUAUUAGUCCUUUGCUUAAUGUUCCAGAUAGGUUUUUCAGUGGAAUGGAGAAACUUACAAUUUUAGAAUUACAUAGAAUCUGUAUGUUGCCUCCAUUAUCUCUUGCAAAUUUGGUCAACCUUCGGAUGUUAUGGUUAGAUGAUUGUAAAUUGGGAGACAUAGCUAUACUCAAGGAUCUAAAUAAUAACCUUGAAAUACUUAGCCUUCGAGGUUCUAAUAUCGAGGUUUUACCAUCCGAGAUAGGACAAUUGACUCGUCUUCGGUUGUUAGAUCUGGGAAAUUGUUACAAGCUCAGAGAGAUUCCACAAGGUGUCAUAUCCAAUUUGUCUCGCCUGGAAGAAUUAUACAUUUUAGAUGAGUAUAGGCAGGAAAGAAGCAAAGUGAAUCUUGAUGAGUUGGGGAAAUUGACGCAAUUAACCACUUUACAGAUUCACAUACCAAAUGUCAUGCUAUUGCCCAAGGACUUCUGCUUUGAAAACUUGAUCAGAUUUAAAAUAUCAAUUGGUAUUGGUAUGCGUAAGGGUAUGGGUAUUUCUAAAACUUAUUCAAAGUCGUGUAAACUUUGGGGUGUUUCCUUAAUGGACAAGUUUAUCGUUUUGUUGCUGACAGCUGAAGCGCUACUUUUGGAAAAUAUUGAAGGUUUACAAGAGGUGCUGCAUGACAGAGGUGGAGAGGGGUCUUUGAUGGAACGUCAUGGACUAAAUCCAUCAGGCUUCUUCAAUAAUUUAAUUGAAUUAACAAUUAAAGAUUGUAGGUUGGAAUAUCUCUUCUCCCUGUCCUGUGCAAGAGGAUUUUCACGACUCCAGAGACUACAAAUAGUUGAUUGUGAGAUGAUGGAAGCAAUAGUUGGAAUUGAAGAAGAAAAAGAUGAAGAUGAACUCUCAAGUCAGGUAAUUAAUUUCAGUCAGUUGAAAUAUUUGGAUCUCGUGAAUCUACCCAAGCUCAUAAGCUUCUACCCCAAAGUGGAGAAGAUGACAACAUCUGAAGGAAAUUCUUCUACCCAGGCACAAUCUUUGUUUAAUGAAAAGGUUACAUUCCCUACCUUGGAGACAUUGCAAAUUAAAAGACUAAAAAAGAUAACAGAGAUAUGGGAUAGGAAAUUACUUCCAUCAGAGUCUUUUCAACAAUUGAGAAACGUGACCAUCAAGAGUUGUAAGAAACUGGUGAAUGUCGGUUCGUCCAAUAUGCCCCGACAAUUACCGAAACUAAAACGACUUGAGGCUAGUCAAUGUCAAGAGCUGAAAGUAAUAGUAUUGAAGAAUGGGGGGGAAGAAGAAGAAAAAGCAGAAAACAACAAUAAUACCAAUUCGUUCCUUCAAUUAACGAGUUUGACACUUGAAGAUUUGCAGAGCCUCAAAAGCUUUUUCACCUCUAGAUCUGAAACACAAUCCCUCUUCACUAGCCAGGUUACAUUCCCUGCCUUGGAGAGAUUGCAAAUUAAAAGACUAACAAAGAUAACAAAGAUAUGGGAUAGGAAAUUACUUCCAUCAGAGUCUUUUCAACAAUUGAGAAACGUGACCAUCAAGAGUUGUCAGAAACUGGUGAAUGUCGGUUCGUCCAAUAUGCCCCGACAAUUAACAAAACUAGAACAACUUGAGGUUAGUCAAUGUCGAGAGUUGAAAGUAAUAAUACUGAAGAAUUGGAGGGAAGAAGAAGAAAAAGCAGAAAACAACAAUAAUACCAAUUCGUUCCUUCAACUAAAGAGUUUGACACUUGAAAAUUUGAAGAGCCUCAAAAGCUUUUUCACCUCUAGGUCUGAAACACAAUCCCUCUUCACUAGCCAGGUUACAUUCCCUGCCUUGGAGAGAUUGCAAAUUAAAAGACUAACAAAGAUAACAGAGAUAUGGGAUAGGAAAUUACUUCCAUCAGAGUCUUUUCAACAAUUGAGAAACGUGACCAUCAAGAGUUGUCAGAAAUUGGUGAAUGUCGGUUCGUGCAAUAUGCCCCGACAAUUAACAAAACUAGAACAACUUGAGGUUAGUGAAUGUCGAGAGCUGAAAGUAAUAGUAUUGAAGAAUGAGGGGGAAGAAGAAGAAAAAGCAGAAAACAACAAUAAUACCAACUCGUUCCUUCAAUUGACGAGUUUGAGACUUGAAGAUUUGCAGAGCCUUAAAAGCUUUUUCACCUCUAGAUCUGAAACACAAUCCCUCUUCACUAGCCAGGUUACAUUCCCUGCCUUGGAGACAUUGCAAAUUAAAAGACUAACAAAGAUAACAGAGAUAUGGGAUAGGAAAUUACUUCCAUUAGAGUCUUUUCAACAAUUGAGAAACGUGACCAUCAAGAGUUGUCAGAAACUAGUGAAUGUCGGUUCGUCCAAUAUGCCCCGACAAUUACCGAAACUAAAACAACUUGAGGUUAGUCAAUGUCGAGAGCUGAAAGUAAUAGUAUUGAAGAAUGGAGGGGAAGAAGAAGAAAAAGCAGAAAACAACAAUAAUACAAACUCGUUCCUUCAACUAACGAGUUUGAGACUUGAAGAUUUGCAGAGCCUCAAAAGCUUUUUCACCUCUAGAUCUGAAACACAAUCCCUCUUCACUAGCCAGGUUACAUUCCCUGCCUUGGGGAGAUUGCAAAUUAAAAGACUAACAAAGAUAACAGAGAUAUGGGAUAGGAAAUUACUUCCAUCAGAGUCUUUUCAACAAUUGAGAAACGUGACCAUCAAGAGUUGUCAGAAACUGGUGAAUGUCGGUUCGUCCAAUAUGCCCCGACAAUUACCGAAACUAAAACGACUUGAGGUUAGUCAAUGUCGAGAGUUGAAAGUAAUAGUAUUGAAGAAUGAUGGGGAAGAAGAAGAAAAAGUAGAAAACAACAAUAAUACCAACUCGUUCCUUCAACUAACGAGUUUGAGACUUGAAGAUUUGCAGAGCCUCAAAAGCUUUUUCACCUCUAGAUCUGAAACACAAUCCCUCUUCACUAGCCAGGUUGCUUUCCCAGUCUUGGUGUAUUUGAAAAUUCAGAAAUUGCCUACCAUAAUACAGAUAUGGGACAAGCAAUUACUCAUAGCUUCAGAAAAAGAAUCAAAGUCCUUCAACCAAUUGAAAGGUAUGAUGGUUUUUGAUUGUGAGAAAUUGGAGCAUGUGGUUCAGUUCAAUAUGCUCCCACGACUGCAAAAUCUGAACAUAUUCAGGGUAUAUAAUUGUCCAAAGGUGGAAGUGGUAGUCUCAGAGAAAGAAAAAGAAGAAGGAACCACCAAUAAUGAUAUCAUCGUGUUCUCUCAAUUAACAACUCUUAAUCUUUAUAAUUUGGUGAACCUUAGAAGUUUCUACAACUGGCCUACAAGAUCUGAAGCACAACCCUUGUUCAACAACCAGGUUUGAUUUUCCCAAUUUAUUUUAUUAUCCUUGGCCAUUGGAAAGUGUGCACACAAAAAAAAUAUUUAAAUUCCUUUUCGAUUACAAUUUUAAAUUUGAAGCUUAUUUGAAUAUUCUCUUUCUAUCCAAAUCCAAAUAAAAGUAAAAUAAUUUCAAGGUGGAUAUGCUAGGGGCUUACGAUGGAAAUAACAAUAUUACCCAAACAAAAAUAUGUAUGAGUUCUAAAUUUAGCA